CGAAGACGAAGAGGAGAUGGACGUAUCUGCGUGGGAAGAACUAGAACUUCUACCCCAGACCUUGUCAUCGCUUUCAAAGCUCGGAUUCGCCAACCCUACGCCAAUUCAAUCCUCCGCGAUACCGGAAAUUCUGGCUGGCAACGAUGUGAUUGGGAAAGCGUCAACGGGGUCUGGAAAGACUCUAGCAUUUGGAAUCCCAAUUCUUGAGAGCUAUCUUGCACGACCAAAGAAGACUGCAAACGACACGAAGACCUCUGAGCAGAAGCCACCGCUUGCCUUGAUUCUAUCACCAACUCGAGAAUUGGCUCACCAAAUCACCGACCAUCUCAAUGCGCUUUUCGAAGGAGGGAAUUUUGACGGUCCAUUAAUCGCAACGUUGACAGGAGGUCUCUCAGAGCAGAAGCAACAGCGUCUGCUAGCCCAUGCAGACGUUGUGAUUGGUACGCCUGGGCGAUUGUGGCAAGCUAUGAGAGAAGGACACGGUCUCGUCAAACUAUUCAAGCAGACUCGAUUCUUAGUCAUUGAUGAAGCCGAUCGUCUUCUCUCUCAAGGCAACUUCAAAGAAGUCGAAGAGAUACUCAACGUCCUCGAACGCCAAGAUGAUGAAGCCGUUUCCGACGCCGAGUCCGAAACCUCAAGUCCAGCUCCCACAGCUGCCGUAACUCCUCCCCGCCAAACUCUCGUCUUCUCCGCAACCUUCAACAAAGAUUUGCAACAAAAACUCUCGGGUCGAGCCCGCAAGUCCUCCACCUCAAACCUCGCCACCCCCCAACAGUCUAUGGAAUACCUUCUCACCCGCCUCCGCUUCCAUGCCUCCCCAUCUGGGAAACCCAAAUUCAUCGACGCCGAUCCGUCUUCCCAACUCGCUCACAAGAUUCGUGAAGGUCUCGUCGAAUGUGGUGCGCUAGAAAAGGAUCUUUACGCCUACGCACUCCUGCUCCAUCACCCGAACGUUCGGACGCUUCUCUUCACGAACUCAAUAUCCGCUGUCCGCCGCCUAGCACCAUUCUUGCAGAACCUGGGCCUUCCGGCGCUGCCGCUGCAUAGCCAAAUGGCGCAGAAAGCGCGGAUGAGAUCUAUCGAGAAAUUCAAGUCCCAAGAAGGCGCAAUUCUUGUGGCGACGGAUGUUGCAGCGAGAGGGCUCGAUAUCCCAGCUGUGGCUUUGGUGCUACAUUACCAUCUACCGCGAGCUGCAAACACGUACAUACAUCGUGCGGGGCGUACGGCACGUGGAGAUGCUAGUGGAAGCAGCAUCCUCCUCUGUGCGCCCGAUGAGGUAGCAGGCGUGAGACGUUUGAUCGCGAAUGUACAUCAGAGGUCGACGUUCGCGUCUGAGCAACACGACAGCGAGGACUCCGGUGACAGUUCCGACGGAGACGAGGACGACAAAGCGACAGAAAAGAAGGUCACCAAGAAGAAGGAUUUCAAUAAAAAGAAAGGAAACCACUUUAUUCGCACCCUAGAUAUCGACCGCCGUCUGGUAGCCCGCAUCAAACCACGCGCAGAUCUCUCCAAGAAAAUCACCGAUGUCCAAGCCGCUAAAGAAAAAAAAUCAAGCGCUGAUGACUUCCUCCGCCAAGCCGCUGAAGAUCUCGGCGUUGACUAUGAUUCCGAGGAACUCGAUGCCCAAGGCUCUGCUGGAAGGAUGAAUAGAGGAGCAGGCCGCAAGAGGCGCGAGCGAGAAGCAAGGGGUAUGGGCAAGGAUGAAAUGGGCGCAUUAAGGGCCGAAUUGAAGGAUCUUUUGAGCCGGAGGGUCAACGUGGGUGUGAGCGAGAAGUAUCUGACCAGUGGCGGGGUGGAUAUCAACGCGCUGCUGAAGGGCGAUGGCAAAGGUAUCUUCUUAGGUCAGGUAAGUGGGGUAGGGUUGUUUGACGACAAAUGAACUUUACGGCCAAAUAGACGUACAGGACUAAGUUAUAAGCUUGGGCACACGCAUAUAUCACAGUUUCAGCUCCACUCUUGCUCGAUUGACACCACCGUAAGGAGUACCCCAGCCAAAAGGCAAUAGCUUCGUCAACAGGUAGUCUAAUAUUCACUACGUUGGCCUUGACAUCGCAUCUAGAGAGAUAAAAGCCUAUCGGGGUACCUCAAACAGUUGCAAGGGG
Mytilinidion resinicola is the source of this 2105-nucleotide messenger RNA. RefSeq names its product DEAD-domain-containing protein. The record is from RefSeq and is a predicted model, not a curated record. Gene Ontology annotation, cellular component: nucleolus. Lineage: Eukaryota; Fungi; Ascomycota; Dothideomycetes; Mytilinidiales; Mytilinidiaceae. The transcript has a single exon. Gene Ontology annotation, molecular function: ATP binding; nucleic acid binding; RNA helicase activity. The coding region runs from base 17 to 1882 and encodes 621 amino acids.